UGAAGGGGAAGGGGAGGGCUAUGGAGUUUUUCUAAGCCUCUCUCCGUCUCUCUCGCUCAUGCUUUGUUUAUGUUUCUAUUCUGUUCGCAUUCUCUCGUUGUCGUUCCAUUCUGCAGGUCCAUCAUCUUCGUAUGUUUGAAAAUGGCAUUGAUCUAAACUAGGUAGACGACGAGGAACGUAGGGUUUUCUUCACCCCGGUGCUCCGAAUGCUUUGGUGACACAAUCUUCGAAUUGGACGUUUUGAGACCAGGCUUUUGUGUGGAUUGUGUGCCACCAACCAACCAGGCAGUAUGUGGAGCCUGUAGGCGAGGUGAUCGGUUGUGGAGGAGUUGUGGAAGAGAUGCAGUGCGGGGGCCGUGGAUGGAUCUAUGAGAAAGGGGUGGAGUCCAUGGCGCGGUGGACGACGAGCAGCUGUUGGUGAAUCUGGAAGAGACGCAGGACAGAGUAGGGGAGCGUGACUGUGGUGGAAGUGUGAUUAUAUGAGAGCUCUGGUGAGUGUGUGUGUGUGUGAGAGAGAGAGAGAGAGAGAGAGAGAGAAGGCUGAUUUGUUGCCCUGUUGUGGCAAUUAUGGUGUGCAUCGAGCGAUUUGGGUGUCAUCGAUGGAGUUGAUGGUGGGGAUGUUGGCGUGGGCAUUAGGCCAGGUUGGAAAUUCACGGGUUUGGAGCCUCUGGAUUCUUCUGGUUCUUGAAUUUUUGGUUUGCUGACGUGCGGUGAGACGGGCGGGCGAAGGAUUGGAUUGCAUGGUUUGAUAAUUUUGUGUUCUCUGGUGUUGGAGAGGCAUCAUAUCCUUUCUGCUGCAGGAGUUUAUGAUGGUGUGUUUCUUGAUCUUAGGCUCCGGGAUUUGGUUUUUGUUCAAGCUUUGUGUUGUCUAGUUUGAGUUGUUGGACUCCUCUUACAGUGUUCUAGGUAUCGCGUUAGUCGCUUGUCCAUGAUCUAAGAUUUUCUGUAGCUUUGACUAUGAGCCUUGAUCUGUUGUUUGAGAUUCUCGAGAAGAGUUACUCUUCGGUUUUUUGAAAUUGUGUCCGCCCACUUUUCUCUUGUGCUGUUGUGGGACGGGUCGUUCCAGGGGUGGACGUAGCGGUGAGUGAGUAAUCGAUCGUGAUGGUUGGAUUAGCCUUGUCGACUCUACCUCUAGCAUAGUUUGGAAUCGAGUUGAGACUACUCCAGUGGGUUGUGAUUUGCAUUGAAAGUGGAUUUAUCUUUUAAAUUUUAAAUUUGCUGUAGAGCUCUCUCUUGUUUUCCUUGCCACGAUGGGACUCUUCUGAUGCUUAGGUUUGUUAUUUUCUCAUCGUUUUUCGAGUCUGUCGCAGUAAAAUCAAUCAGACUCAGUAUAUAUCCCGGCUAAAAAGGUUUGUCUCCACUGCUGAUUUUCUCCUUCUCAUUACGCACAUGUAAGUAAACAGGAAUAUUUGAGUUGGUGGGUCCAGUUUUUUUUGUGAAACGAUUAUAUUGCCCUGUUUUUGUCUCAUGAUUGGAGAACACGAAUGAUUUGAGGUAAUUCAUAUUGUGAAUCUAAGCGUCCUGUCGCUGAUAGUUGGACUUCUCUAAUCUGAUGCAAGUGGAUGAAAUCCAGGACGAUUGGUUCUUUAUCGGGUGGAGGCAGCGGUGAAGCGUUCCUAAUUUUACAGCAGUAUUGGGACGUGACUCCUCAGUGACUUCGAAAAGGUGACUGGUAAAAGUUGGUGGUGUGGAAGGUAUGUCUGUGAUGUCUUUGGAGGAGCUGGUGGAGCUCAAGUUCCGUUUGCAUGACGGAACAGACAUAGGUCCUAACAGAUAUGCUCCAACGACUACUGUGGCCAACAUGAAGGAGAGUAUCCUCAAUCAGUGGCCAAAAGAGAAACAAAAUGGCCCGAAGUCGAUUAACGACCUUAAAUUGAUAAAUGCUGGUAAAAUUUUGGAGAAUACCAAAACUCUCGCUGAUUCCAGAGUACUAUUGGGGGAGAUUCCGGGAUGUGUGAUUACCAUGCAUGUUGUUGUACGACCACCCUCGAACGAUAAAGCUAGUGAAAAACAGCAGUCCGAAACCCCGAAUAGCGAAAAUUGCUGCUGCACUAUACUUUAGCUUCCUGAAAGCUCACCGCAUGUGUUGGAAGAAAAAUUUGAACGAAAGCUUGAGGUUGUAGGUAGAAAUUCGAAAGAACCUGGGUGAUGAGGCACUGCUAUUUGCUGCCCCCAAGUUCAAAUCUAAGACUUGUUGGCUGAGCACAAAGUCACUCUGGUGCUGGGGGUGUUUCUGUCCUUCACCAAGCAUCACUAAGAUCCUGCAGACGUUUCUCUUGUACGGGUGAUACAUAGGUCAGUGCGAAUGCAGCAGUAACUAGCUGUGAGAAUUCUUUCGAUUUCAAUAUUUUUUGUGAACGUUCCUUGGGAGUGGAACUGAAGCCAUAUGGUAAGGGCCAAAGAGGUAGGACAGGCGAGGAUUGUGGUGCGCCUCUGUCCUGGAAUAUCAUCUAACCAGUUCGAUAGUGCACACUGAAGCGCCAUGUAGAGGAAAUGUGCACCUGUAUUCAACAAUAUGGUGCACAUUUGGUUAUGCAUGGUCUCCCAGUUUUUGAUCCUCCCCAGACUUUUAGCCUGUUUGUGCUUGGCUGAGACGUCUUGCACAAUGCUACCACUGCGGACCUAUCUACUCCGUCUCUGUAUCCAAAAUGCCACUUCUGCUCCCGCUUAUCUACAAUUACAGACGGUUUGAACAAAGGUAGGUACCAUAUCCAACUUCGCGUCUACUUUUACGUCAGGUUCGUGCAUGGCAAGGAGUCCUACACAGAUGUGAUGAUAAGCCCAUCUUACGUUCGACAUUCACCUGGCAGAUACUUGACAAUGCUUUGAGGAUCAUCCCCACAGAGCUGUGUUUAAUGAUAGAAAUCUAGUACCUAUGGAGAUCAGUUAGGUUAGUAAUGGUGCCACAAGUUGUAUUGCUGUCUUUACUUGUGUGCCUUUUUGUGUGAUAUUUAUUUUGGAGUUUCAGUUAAGAAAUAUUGAUGAUUUGAUUCUUGUCCUUUUC
This is a messenger RNA of Physcomitrium patens, 3004 nucleotides long. NCBI's taxonomy places the organism in Eukaryota, Viridiplantae, Streptophyta, Bryopsida, Funariales, Funariaceae. The record is from RefSeq and is a predicted model, not a curated record.